CCGGCACGCUCGGCGCGUGUUGGGAGUCCCGCCCUCGGACGUUGGCUGCAGCAAGACGGCGGUGGAGGCGGAAGUAAACGGAGAGGUUCCAGUGGAGGAUUUUUGAUGAUCAGACCUGUCCACAAGACGUGAGCUGACAAGGUUGCUUUCCUAUACUAAAACUAAGGAGCUGAUUGACACCAUGAGGAUUUUCUGUGGGCGGGCCAAUCCGACCACGGGAUCCGUGGAGUGGCUGGAGGAGGAUGAGCACUAUGAUUACCACCAGGAGAUUGCAAGAUCAUCCUAUGCUGAUAUGCUGCAUGACAAAGACAGAAAUAUGAAAUAUUACCAGGGUAUCCAGGCUGCUGUGAGCAGGGUGAAGGACAGAGGACAGAAUGCCUUGGUUCUCGACAUUGGCACCGGCACAGGACUCUUGUCGAUGAUGGCAGUCACAGCAGGUGCCGACUUCUGCUAUGCCAUUGAGGUUUUCAAGCCUAUGGCUGAUGCUGCUGUGAAGAUUGUGGAGAAAAAUGGCUUCAGUGAUAAGAUUAAGGUUAUCAACAAGCAUUCCACUGAGGUGACCGUAGGCCCGGAUGGUGACAUGCCAUGCCGUGCUAACAUUCUGAUCACAGAGUUGUUUGACACAGAACUGAUUGGGGAGGGAGCACUGCCUUCCUAUGAGCACGCACACAGGCAUCUCGUGCAGGAAAAUUGUGAGGCAGUGCCUCAUAGAGCAACCAUCUAUGCACAGCUGGUAGAGUCCAGAAGGAUGUGGUCAUGGAACAAGCUGUUUCCCAUCCGCGUUCAGACCAGCCAUGGAGAGCAGGUCAUCGUCCCCCCAUCGGAAGUGGAGCAGUGCCCUGGGGCACCCUCUGUUUAUGACAUUCAACUGAACCAGGUGUCACCCACUGACUUCACUGUCCUCAGCAACGUCCUGCCUAUGUUCAGUGUGGACUUCAGCAAGCAAGUCAGUAGUUCAGCAGCCUGCCAUAUCAGGCAGUUUGAACCUCUGGCGUCUGGCCAAGCUCAGGUGGUUCUUUCCUGGUGGGACAUUGAAAUGGACCCUGAGGGGAAGAUCAAGUGCACCAUGGCCCCAUUCUGGGCACACUCAGACCCAAAGGAACUCCAGUGGCGGGACCACUGGAUGCAGUGUGUGUACUUCCUACCACAAGAGGAGCCUGUCAUACAGGGCUCAGCCGUCUUCCUGGUAGCCCACCACGACGACUACUGUGUAUGGUACAGUCUUCAGAGGACCAGCCCCGAAAAGAAUGAGAGCAUCCAUCCUGGGCGUCCUGUGUGUGACUGCCAGGCUCACUUGCUCUGGAACCGGCCUCGGUUUGGAGAGAUCAACGAUCAGGAUAGAACUGACCAAUACAUCCAGGCCCUGAGGACAGUGCUGAAAUCAGACAGUGUCUGCCUGUGUGUCAGUGACGGCAGCCUACUCUCCAUGCUGGCGCAUCAUCUUGGGGCAGAGCAGGUAUUUACAAUAGAGAGUUCAGCAGCUUCUCAUAGACUGAUGAAAAAAAUCUUCAAGGCUAACCACUUGGAAGAUAAAAUUAAUAUAAUAGAGAAACGGCCUGAAUUAUUAACAUCUGCAGACUUGGAGGGUAAAAAGGUCUCUCUCCUCCUGGGGGAGCCGUUCUUCACCACUAGCCUGCUGCCAUGGCACAACCUGUUCUUCUGGUAUGUGCGGACUGCGGUGGACCAGCACCUAGGGCCCGGCGCUGUGGUGAUGCCCCAGGCUGCCUCGCUGUAUGCUCUGGUCGUGGAGUUCAGGGACCUGUGGCGGAUCCGGAGCCCCUGUGGUGACUGUGAAGGCUUUGACGUUCACAUCAUGGAUGACAUGAUUAAGCGUGCCCUGGACUUCAGGGAGAGCAAGGAGGCUGAGCCCCACCCGCUGUGGGAAUACCCGUGCCGCGGCCUCUCUGAGCCCCAGCAGAUCCUGACCUUUGAUUUUCGGCAGCCAGUCCCCUCGCAGCCUGUGCAUGCUGAGGGCUCCAUCGAGCUGAGGAGGCCUGGGAAGAGUCAUGGGGUCGUCCUGUGGAUGGAAUACCACCUGACUCAGGACAGCACGGUCAGCACCGGCCUCCUGAAGCCUGCAGAGGACAAGGGGGACUGUUGUUGGAAUCCCCACUGCAAGCAGGCUGUGUACUUCUUCAGCACCACGCUGGACCCUAGCGCACCGCUGGGCGGCUCUCGAACAGUCAGCUACACUGUGGAGUUCCACCCCCAUACUGGCGACAUCACCAUGGAUUUCACACUCUCAGACACUCUGGAGGAUGAGCACUGACCCUCACUCAUUGAGAAAUAAAGUGGCCUGAGUGCUCUGGGCUCUGAA
Equus quagga is the source of this 2317-nucleotide messenger RNA. RefSeq names its product protein arginine methyltransferase 7 (gene PRMT7). Gene Ontology annotation, molecular function: protein-arginine N-methyltransferase activity. The transcript is spliced from 18 exons. Lineage: Eukaryota; Metazoa; Chordata; Mammalia; Perissodactyla; Equidae. Gene Ontology annotation, biological process: peptidyl-arginine methylation. The record is from RefSeq and is a predicted model, not a curated record. Bases 182 to 2269 code for a protein of 695 amino acids.